AUGGAACCAACAGGACCUCUCUCGUCCUUCCCAAGCUUCCCUCUCUUGCCAUUCGAAAUCAGGUUGAAGAUCUGGGAGUAUUGCCUACCUCCGCCUCGUGUCAUCAAAGUUGAGCAUAUCAGGGCUUUCUCACAACAAGAUGAUGAUCCAAUCUUGAAAGCCGUACCAUGUCACUGCGCCGCUCUCUGCGAUGUAUAUCCCUCAAUCGCAGCAGUUUCCUCAGAAUCAAGGACCAUUUUCCUGUCUCAUUUCUCAUUCUGCUUCGGCACUCACGUCUCUUGGGAAAACGACACAAUAUACCUCAACUGGGAUCUAUCUCACAAAGCCCACCUUCCAGACUCAUCAGCACGAAAAAUCCUCGACGCAUUCACAGCAACAGUCCUGGCCAGCCCGGGAGGAGCUCGCAUGGCGUCCCUAGCGAUGAAUUGGCAUUACAGAUGGGUGAGACUUGUACUCCGCGACCCCCAUAACCAUAUGGCUCCUGCCAAAAGUUCCUUAUUCGACCAUUUCCCAAACAUGAAGGAGUUCCUAGUAAUCAAUGGAAGGAUCGGCCUCUUCAAGAUAUUGCCCGACCUGACUCCGGAAACUUGGCCCUACUACGACGCCGUACCAUAUGGUGAGGAGAUGUUUCGUCCUGGAAGCCACGAGAUCUGUAUGCGUGCUGAUGAUAGCGAUGUUCGAUUCUGGCCUACUGGCAGCGGCAUUAAAUUGAAGGAAGCGAAUUCAACAGAUGAGGUGGUGUGGAGUGGUGAUCCUACGGAGGUGGCGCAGGACUUUGUGCGGGAAAUGUAUGAAGUUGGAGGUUGGGGGGACGGAGGUAGGAAGCCUUUCGUUAAGAUUGUGGGAAUGCGAGUUCUAACAGGUUCUUGCUUCAAGGAUGGACAGCAAGUUAUUGGAGGAGUUGUUGAGGGCCAGAGACAGUUGCGAGAGGAUAUCGUGUUUCAGAAGAAUGAGCUGUUCACAUGUUGA
Messenger RNA from Cadophora gregata, 969 nucleotides. RefSeq lists its product as uncharacterized. The transcript has a single exon. Lineage: Eukaryota; Fungi; Ascomycota; Leotiomycetes; Helotiales; Ploettnerulaceae. The record is from RefSeq and is a predicted model, not a curated record. The coding region runs from base 1 to 969 and encodes 322 amino acids.